CAGUUGGAAGAUCUAAGAAGCUCCAUUAAUUGGAAUGAGAAAGCUAGCUGAUCAUUCAAAUAAUAUUAUGGGGAAGGUGGUGGACAUGAAAGUGAACAAUAACAAGAGCUUGAAGCUUAGGAAGGGCUUGUGGUCACCAGAAGAAGAUGAGAAGCUCAUGAACUACAUGAUAAGAAACGGUCAAGGCUGUUGGAGUGACAUUGCUAGGAAUGCAGGUCUGCAGAGGUGUGGCAAGAGCUGUCGUCUUCGUUGGAUUAAUUACUUGAGACCUGAUCUCAAACGCGGGGCUUUUUCGUCCCUAGAGGAAGACCUCAUCAUUCAUCUGCAUUCCAUUCUUGGCAACAGGUGGUCUCAAAUCGCGGCACGUCUUCCAGGAAGGACAGACAAUGAAAUAAAGAAUUUCUGGAAUUCUACAAUCAAGAGAAGGCUGAAGAACAACACUACAACUACUACUUCUACUUCCACAUCCUCACCAAACAACAGCACUGAUUUAUCAGAGCCUAGAGAUGUCAUGGUGGGAGGGUUCAUCAUGUCCAUGCAUGAAAAUAACAUCAUGACCAUGUGCAGGGACUCAUCUUCCUCGUCUUCGUUGUCAUCCAUGCAUGGAAUGGUCACCAACAGCCGCUUCGAGUGCCCUUUCCCUCUGCUAGACAAUGGCCAUGACCUAACCGGUGCACCUGGCUUAGUUAAUGUCUCGACGUGCUUAGAACAAGUUGGUUUGGAUGAUGGGUUUGGUGGGGAUUAUAGGACUGUAGAGCCAGGUCUGGUGGGGUUAGAUAGUGAUCCGUUUUCUCUUCCUCCAAUGUUAGAGAGUACUAAUGCUUCUAGUGAUUACACUUCCUUUGAUAAGAAAAUCAAUAACAACCAAUUCAAUGAUGUUGAGAGCAUCAAAGUAGAAGACAUGAGGUUUGGGUUUGGAAAUCAUUGGCAAGGAGAAAACUUAAGAAUGGGAGAAUGUGAUUGGGAAGGUUUGUUGGAAAACGUCUCCUCCUUUCCUUUCCUUGAUUUCCAAGUUGAAUAGCUGGCUACCCUCUCUCUCUCUCUAUCCCUCCGAUUUUCUCCAGAAAAUAGGUGUUUUCAAAAUUUCCAACAAAAUGACCCUUUUGUUAGAUUUGACUCUGAACUAAAUUUCCUCAGAUCCCAAUUUCAAGAUGUCUAUUCUAUACUCCCUGAGUUUCAAACAAGUGUCUUCGAUGAUCAAAUCCACAUGCACCAACUCUUUCAUACAAUGAUAGACUGCAAUAAAUAUUACCCAUUAAUGGAUAUGCAUGUCCUGGCCACAGAGAUUUUUUAAUGAUCGAAUGUAUUUCCUAGUGAGGGAAGAUUCAUCAUGUUGCGGAAUUAGGUUUAAUUUGGUGCAAUAAUCAUGUCUUUCAUGAAGCCAGACGUGGAUAGAAGUGGAGAAGAAAUAAAUGAAGACUAGUUGAAAAUUGUAGUUUUGAUGUAAGAUUAAUGGAAUUAAUAAUGAGAAGUGGGAAAGUUGUUAUUAGUGGGACACAAUUAUUUUAGACUAGAGAGGGAAGGUUUUCUCAUGUACAAGAGGAAUAAUGAGAGAGAGUGGAAGUUGUUACUUGUGGGAGAUAAGUAUAUUUGAAAAUGUAUAUGGUGAUGAUUAUCAUUUGAAUGGUACGUCUUCAUACA
Messenger RNA from Cornus florida, 1641 nucleotides. Its product is annotated as transcription factor MYB83-like. The record is from RefSeq and is a predicted model, not a curated record. The transcript has 2 exons. Lineage: Eukaryota; Viridiplantae; Streptophyta; Magnoliopsida; Cornales; Cornaceae. The coding region runs from base 35 to 1021 and encodes 328 amino acids.